AUGCCGAAAACGAGCUCGCAAUCCCCAAAGCGGUCACCAUUGGCCAUGGGAAAAUACCGCCGAUCAGAACUGUCGCAAUUGACAUCAGCGCGAAACAAAGGCCUCAAACACCCGGCUGGAAAAAAGACUGUCACAACCAAGAGUCUAAACAGAAAAAGGAAGCCGUCUUUUUCUUCUAUCUCAACCAUAUCCUCGGUAUCCGGCUUCGAAGAUGAUGAUGAACAGGAUGAAGCAGACUCCGAAGCAAGCUCCGAUGAAGAGGACGAGUCCGCUCGUCGGACCCCGUCUUACGGAGGCAAGAGCCGCAGAGGGCCUAAGACGGGGUCAAAGAUGAAAUCCUCUACUCUAUCCACCAUCAAGAAGAGAAAGCUUUCCUAUGAUGAAGGCUACGAGGGCCAACAAAGUAGCGCCGGUGACUCGGACAGCGAUUAUGCGGCCGUUGACGAGAUUGACGACGACGAAGACAUGGAUGUCGAGAAGCUUGAAGAGCAAAUGAUUCUCGAGUCCGAAGAGGAUAGUCAAAUGAUGAAAAGCACAUUCUCCACGUCAGAUGCCCCCGACCUUGACGUGUGGGAGGGAUUCGGUAGCUUCGAUGAUCAUAUCCUGUUCUCCACGGAACCUCUACUCGAGGACAACCUAUACAGUGCAAUGGAGACAUUCGGCGAGACUGAUUUCACUAGCGAAGCCGUCGAAACCCCUGUACAAAGACAUGUCCAUUUCGUUGUCGAAGAGGAUGACGACGCCGACUCGGACUCUUCCAGUGAUAGCCGCGACGGUAGUACUGACGAUGAGAUUCCUGGUGAUUUCUUACAACAAGACAGCCUGGAUCCUACUCUUCGCCGUAUGAUUGAUAGUGACUACGACCCCAGCAACAACCAGCGAUAUGAAGAAAUAUUUGGGGAGUCCGAUAUCAGCCAUCCGGCCAAUAUUUAUCACGUAGAGUCGGACGCCGUCUCAGACGGCUCUAGUGGCUAUGAAACCGACGAUGGAGAAACAACAGAUGAGGAUCUACCACCCCCAGCCACCAUCACACAUCCGCGAUCUAUUCUACGACGAGAUUCGACAACUUCGUUGACAACAACCGGAGACUCUACCAGCCAGAGGUCGAACCCACCACGUCGGCGCGGACCUAUUAUGGGAACAUUUGUCGCUGAUCCCAAAAAGCCAGUUGCUCUUGUCGAUUGCACUGGCAAACAUCUAGUCAUUAUCCCUGCAUAUGCCUCUUCUCGUCACGACUGGCUGGAGUCGGCGACCAACAGCAUGUGCGGAACAGCACAUAAUAGCCCUCGAACAACCACCAUGCAUCUGGUCGAUGAAAGCGACACAGAUGCUCUUACUUCACCGAACGGGUUUGAACUGAACCCAAUGUUGAGUUCCGGUAACCUCAUGAUGACCGCUUUGGGCAAUGAUGCCACCCCUGGUGGGCAAGUUAUGGGUCCACCCGAAGCGUUCUAUCCAUCGCAGAGUUAUGGCGGAGACAGCUCGUAUGAUGAGGACGAUGAGGACGAUGAACGCAUGCUGAAUGUUGAUGAUUUUAUUGACUUUGGCAAUGGAUCGUCUGACGAAGAAGAUGAGGGGAUGAACAAGGGAUCUGACGAUGACGAAGGCCUCACGAAUUCACCGGCAGUUGUGUCCAAUAUGCAAGGCCUGACCACACCGACACCAAACCGAGCCAAUGGCAAUGAUAACGAUAGUGCCGAGCGAUUCCUCAACCAUCUAGACAAAGGAAUUGUGACUGCUUUCCGCCGUAAUCACACUCGAUAUCAGACCUUGAUUCGCCUUCCUCAACACCGCGAGUUUAUGCCAGCCAAUUCUCCAUCUCGCGCAGCUAGUGUGUUCAAACACUCUCGUUAUGCUGAUCCUCGUACUCCCCCUCGCAAGCGCAAGAGCAGUCAAUAUUCGGGCGGCGAAGCCGUGCGACGCAAAUUAAUUGACGGCCAUCAACGCAAUCAGCUCUCUUUCUAG
Messenger RNA from Talaromyces marneffei, 1965 nucleotides. RefSeq lists its product as uncharacterized. NCBI's taxonomy places the organism in Eukaryota, Fungi, Ascomycota, Eurotiomycetes, Eurotiales, Trichocomaceae. The record is from RefSeq and is a predicted model, not a curated record. The coding region runs from base 1 to 1965 and encodes 654 amino acids. The transcript is spliced from 2 exons.